AUGCUUAAGUCCUUCCCUAACACAUACAUAAACAGAGAAGAGUCCCAGGAUUGUACCUUUGACUCCACAUCGACUUCUUCAAUGUUUGCUUCAAUUUCACCCUCAACAAUCUUGGGUGCUAUAAAUUCUAUUGCAGUUCCAUUAGAGGAGAUUUUGUUGCCACUAAUGAUGUCUACCCAGAGUUUUUUACCCGAUUGUUUCUCCUUCGUAGAAUUUAUCAACGAUUCAUCAGGAUUUCUUCUGUUCGGUUUGGGGUUUUCAAAUCACAACACUUGA
Molecule: messenger RNA, 276 nt
Organism: Vicia faba (fava bean)
Lineage: Eukaryota; Viridiplantae; Streptophyta; Magnoliopsida; Fabales; Fabaceae
Source: the annotation of a GenBank genome assembly